Lizanozyma spartinae is the source of this 1620-nucleotide messenger RNA. Its product is annotated as E3 ubiquitin-protein ligase. NCBI's taxonomy places the organism in Eukaryota, Fungi, Ascomycota, Pichiomycetes, Serinales, Debaryomycetaceae. Gene Ontology annotation, molecular function: zinc ion binding; ubiquitin protein ligase activity; ubiquitin conjugating enzyme binding. The record is from RefSeq and is a predicted model, not a curated record. The transcript has a single exon. Gene Ontology annotation, cellular component: ubiquitin ligase complex; cytoplasm. Gene Ontology annotation, biological process: positive regulation of proteasomal ubiquitin-dependent protein catabolic process; ubiquitin-dependent protein catabolic process; protein polyubiquitination. The coding region runs from base 1 to 1620 and encodes 539 amino acids.
AUGUCCGACACUGAAGGGUCCAAUACUGGAUCCGAGUUUGACGUAUCAGAUUUUGAGUACGAUGACUCCGAUGGCGAAUACUACCAAGGAGAUAAUGAAAACUUCGAGGCUAUACAAUCAUAUUCCAAAAGUUUGAAGGAAUCUGGCUGCAAGCAAUGGCGUUUGGCAGAAUUCAUCCAAGAGAACUUUGUCGAUCGCGUGGAUAAACUUCACAUACCGUCUUCCAAAGCCUCUAAAGAAGAGUUGUUGAUCUUGUUACAUCACUGCAAUUGGGACGAAGAGCGUUUGAUUAACUUGUAUUAUGAUGGUGCAGAUGAAUUGAAGGAGAAUGCUGGUUUACUGAGAUCCCCGAUCCCAGGGUUCCAAGUACGUGAUGACUUUGAAUGCAGCAUAUGUUGUAAUCUGGAGCCUUCUACAAAGGUUUUCUCUCUUUCGUGUCAUCAUGAAUUCUGUCUCUCAUGUUAUUACAAUUAUGUUAAAGAAGAACUUCCCAAAGGGAAGCUAAUUAGGUGCAUGAUUCCUGAUUGCAACUUGUCGAUUCCUCAUGCUUUGGUACACCAGAUUUGCAAACUAAAUAACAAUUCAGAAUCUGUGGCCAUGGAUAAUUUGGUUGAUAAUGAACUCUUAUACUAUUCGGCAAAUCUGUAUGUAAUACGACAUCAUGAUACAUUCCGAUGGUGUCCUGCUAUUGAUUGUCAGAAUUUAGUUCAGAUGGAUUUAACUGCCAGGUUAGCGGAACUUGACUUAGAUGCCAUUGAUCCUUUUGAUAAGAAUUACCGAGGAUCUGAUUCUGAGGUCAAGAUAGUGACUUGUUCUGAUGGCCACGAGUUCUGUUUCUCUUGUAAGUUUGAGAAUCAUCUUCCAUGUAGCUGUUCAAUUGUCCGAGCCUGGGAUAGGAAAGUGACUGACGAUUCUGAAACGUACUCAUGGCUAGAGGUCAAUACGAAGGGAUGUCCAGAAUGUGGUACCAAUAUAGAGAAAAAUGGAGGGUGCAAUCAUAUGAAAUGUUUUAAAUGUGCUUAUGAAUUCUGCUGGAUUUGUCUAGGUACUUGGGAAGAACACAAAGGUUUCUACAAUUGUAACAGAUACGUUGCUCCAUUGCCACAAGAGGAGAAAGAAAUGAAGAAGAAAAGGCGGUAUUUGGACAGGUAUAUGCAUUUCUAUUCAAGGUUUAUGGAACAUCAAAGUUCUAUGGCCUGGGAUUUGAAAACUUUAAAGUCGAUUAAAAAAACCACUGAGGAAUAUAUGCAUGAAAAGGCCACAGAUAGCACUAAAACUAUUAGUUAUAAUGAAAUUGACUAUCUUCAGGAAUCUUUUAAACUGUUGGUUAGAGGAAGAAAAACCCUUAAAUGGACCUAUGUAUUUGCAUACUAUUUGACCAAGUCUAACUUUAGGUCGAUUUUCGAACAGAAUCAAGACUUUUUGAAUGCUCUGGUAGAGCAGUUAUCCGAACUAUUUGAGAAAAUUCAAACUAGUCAAGAUAAUAUGAAAUUAGUAGUGCAACUCAGAACUGAUCUUGUUAAUGUGUCUAAAUCAGUUACUAAUCGGAGGUUGAAGUUGAUAGAAGCUGCUCGUGAAUUUCUCCAAAGGGGCUUAAUUACAUUUGAUGAAGGCUUCUGA